AUGAGCGACGAUCCGACAGAGGCCCUCAAAGAUGCCAAGAAGUCUUCCAAGGUCGCCGUCAACCCCAAAUACACGGUCACCAAGCACGGAAUGCUCAACAUCGCCGAAGUGUGCGCGGCAGUGGCAUCGGUCGUCUGCGUGCUACUGUCUGGCACCGAGCAUACGGCGUCGCGGGUGACACUGAUGGUGUCGUUCGCCUUCGCCUACGUGUCCUCGGUAAUGCUGCUGGGAGGCAUCUCAUCGCCCUACACUCAGGCCUACCUCCCGCUCUCUCUCUACUUCCUGCUGUACCACCUGGUGGGCAGCAGUUUCUUUCUGAUCACCUCCGGCUGGCUCCUCUCCGUCGCGAAGGAAGAGGUCCUCGACAAAGUGGCUGCGGGAUUGGGCCUCGGAUCGGGAGUGGUGCAUUUCCUCCACGGCCUGUACACGUUCGUCACCGUCUUCGACCAGCCCAUAGCGAAAAGCGCCGGAGGACAGUGAAUUCGGUCCUGCAGACCCAGGUUCCUUCCGGUGUCGCGCGGUGCUACAAAUUGUAAAACUGUUAAUUUCAAUAAUGAAACGAUAAUUUAUUCUCUCGAGAAUUUCUCGGUUAUUGAUGAACGGGUUACAAUGUCUUCUGACGUGGCAUCCGCGUUCGUGCAUUAAAAAUAGUAGCG
Ixodes scapularis (black-legged tick) is the source of this 656-nucleotide messenger RNA. RefSeq lists its product as uncharacterized. The coding region runs from base 1 to 480 and encodes 159 amino acids. The transcript has 4 exons. The record is from RefSeq and is a predicted model, not a curated record. NCBI's taxonomy places the organism in Eukaryota, Metazoa, Arthropoda, Arachnida, Ixodida, Ixodidae.